This is a messenger RNA of Closterium sp. NIES-67, 869 nucleotides long. Lineage: Eukaryota; Viridiplantae; Streptophyta; Zygnematophyceae; Desmidiales; Closteriaceae. The record is from the annotation of a GenBank genome assembly.
CGGUUUGGGCUUAAAGAAGGCUAGAGACGCAGUCGAAUUUACCAGUUCCCGCGCUUUCCAAUACUUUUAGAGCUCUAUCGCCCCCACUGUCCCUCGCAUCCUCGGCGCGAGAAACGGUGACGUCCAGCCCCGAUCGUCCAGCCCCGAUCGUCCAGCCUCGAUCGACCAGCCCCGAUCGUCCUUUUUGACUCCAGCGGUGAUCGCGCGACGCUGAUCGUCAGCGUUCAUUCCGCCAGACACUCAGCUUCAGAUAUGGGGCUCUUUAAGUCGUUAGGGAUGCUCUCCGUGCUGCUCGCGCUCCUCGCCCUCUCUCUGCCGCCCGCCCUCGCUCAACGCCCAGCAGCCCCGGCGCCCGCCCCAGCGGGCCCCUCGCCCGCACCCGCGCCCGCCCCGACGCCCUCGUCCGCGCCCUCGCCAGCGCCAGCGUCAGCGCCGUCCCCUGCCCCCGUGCCUGGCCCCAGCCCCGCUCCCACCCCCGCCCCUGUCCCCGCGCCCGCUCCCACUCCAGCAUCGCCUCCUCCCCCAGUUGUCCCUCCGCCCCCGCCCAAGGCGACGUCUACAGGUGCCACGCUGUUCUCAUCGCUGCUCCUCGUGGCCCCCCUCGUUGCGCUGGCCGUGUGAGCACGUGGAGUGGGCCGCUGUGAUGCGAGGCCCCACAGCCAUGGAGAUGUACGGUAGAGAGGGAAUGACAAGAAAAGAGAGAAUCGCCAUGGUCCCAGUGGGCUCAGUUGCACUCAUUGCUAGGAAUGGUAGUAGAUUGACUGCUUGGAUCAGUGUGCAGAGAAACAUCUAGGAUGAUAUUGCUUACUAGACUAUUUAGUGAUUUUAAUUCGAAACUUUAAAUGCCAUACCUGGCUGGCGGUUGAACA